CUUUGCCUUGACUGGCCGCCCAGCUUCUGCACAGGACUGCUAUUGGGCGCACCCUAUUGCCCCGAGGCCUGACAGGGGAGGGGUCGCCCCUCCCUUGUGCCCGCUCCACUCUGGCCAGGCCACCAACUCCUGCCUGGUCACCCGAUCCGCCCCCGUAAACUUGCUGGCGCGUGUGGGGCGGCGGCCGGCUGCGUGGAGGCGGGGGCUGCUCCUUAAAGGAGCCGUUGUAGGGUGCCCUACAGUCCCCAUGCUUCUCCCCUCCUCCCGGGCGAGCCGGGGCUGGGGUGGAGAGGCACUGCCGCCUGAGUUCUGGUGGAGUGUGGGAAGGUGGCCGGGUGUUCUGUGGCGUUGCAGACCUCACGGGCUCAGAAGAGACAGUGGCAAGUGUCAGUGGAGGGACAGCAGGAGAUCCUGGGGCAGAGUCCAGGGCGGCUCAAGGCUCCUCCGCACGCGCCUGCUGAACCGGGAGCACCCUGAGCCACCAGGAUGGGGCAGGCCGGGGCUGCCGCCAUGAUCCCGGUCCUGGCUCUGCUCUGGGCGGCAGUGCGGGGGGAUGCAACCCCCAGCACCCCGCGCCUGCGGCUUUCCUUCCAAGAGCUCCAGGCCCGGCAUGGUCUCCGGACCUUCAGGCUGGAGAGGACCUGCUGCUAUGAAGCUUUGCUGGUGGAUGAGGAAAGAGGACGCCUGUUUGUGGGCGCUGAGAACCACGUGGCCUCCCUCAGCCUGGACAACAUCAGCAAGCGGGCCAAGAAGCUGGCGUGGCCGGCCCCCGUGGAAUGGCGAGAGGAGUGCAACUGGGCAGGGAAAGACAUUGGCACUGAGUGCAUGAAUUUCGUGAAGUUGCUGCAUGCCUACAACCGCACCCAUCUGCUGGCCUGUGGCACGGGGGCCUUCCAUCCAACCUGUGCAUUUGUGGAGGUGGGCCACCGGCUGGAGGAGCCCAUGCUCCGGCUGGACCUUCGGAGGCUAGAGGAUGGCAAAGGCAAGAGUCCGUAUGACCCGAGGCAUCGGGCUGCCUCCGUGCUUGUGGGAGAAGAACUGUACUCAGGGGUGGCUGCAGACCUCAUGGGCCGGGACUUCACCAUCUUCCGAAGCCUGGGCCAGCGUCCGAGUCUUCGAACAGAACCACAUGACUCCCGCUGGCUCAAUGAGCCCAAGUUUGUCAAGGUCUUCUGGAUCCCGGAGAGCGAGAAUCCCGAUGAUGACAAGAUCUACUUCUUCUUCCGUGAGUCUGCAGUGGAAGCUGCACCAGCACUGGGGCGCCUGUCCGUGUCCCGUGUUGGCCAGAUCUGUCGGAAUGAUGUGGGUGGCCAGCGCAGCCUGGUGAACAAGUGGACCACGUUCCUGAAGGCACGGCUGGUGUGCUCUGUGCCUGGUGCAGAGGGUGACACGCACUUCGACCAGCUCCAGGAUGUGUUCCUGCUGUCCUUGAGGGACCGUUGGAGCCCGCUGCUCUAUGCUGUCUUCUCCACAUCCAGCACCGUCUUCCAAGGCUCUGCAGUGUGCGUGUAUAGCAUGAACGACGUGCGCCGUGCCUUUCUGGGGCCCUUUGCACACAAGGAAGGGCCCCUGCACCAGUGGGUGUCCUAUCAGGGCCGUGUCCCCUACCCCCGGCCAGGCAUGUGCCCCAGCAAGACCUUCGGCACCUUCAGUUCUACCAAGGACUUCCCUGAUGACGUCAUUCAGUUUGCCCGGAACCACCCUCUCAUGUACAAUUCAGUCCUGCCCGUGGGUGGGCGCCCUCUCUUCCUACAAGUGGGUGCCGGAUACACCUUCACCCAGAUCACUGCAGACCGUGUGGCAGCUGCUGACGGACACUACGACGUCCUCUUCAUUGGCACAGAUGCUGGCACAGUGCUGAAGGUGAUCUCGGUCCCCAAGAGCAGCCGGCCUAACGGGGAGGGGCUGCUCUUGGAGGAGCUGCACGUAUUUGAGGACUCGGCUGCUAUCACCAGCAUGCAAAUCUCUUCUAAGAGACACCAGCUGUACGUUGCCUCACGGAGCGCAGUGGCCCAGAUCCCCUUGCACCGCUGUGCUGCCCAUGGCCGUGCCUGCGCCGAAUGCUGCCUGGCGCGUGACCCUUACUGCGCCUGGGACGGGGCCGCGUGCACGCGCUUCCAGCCCAGCGCUAAAAGGCGGUUUCGGCGGCAAGACGUGAAGAACGGCGACCCCAGUACGCUGUGCUCCGGGGACUCAUCCCAUCCCACAUUGCUGGAGCGGAAGGUGUUCGGGGUGGAGGGCGGCAGCGCCUUCCUAGAGUGUGAGCCCCGCUCGCUGCAGGCACGCGUGGAAUGGACCUUCCAGCGCGCAGGGGAGGCAGCCCGCACCCAGGUGGCUGCGGAAGAGCGCGCCGAGCGCGUGACGCGGGGGCUGCUGCUGCGCGGGCUGCGGCGCGGGGACUCAGGCGUGUACCUGUGCGCGGCUGUGGAGCAGGGCUUUUCGCAGCCGCUGCGUCGCCUGGCGCUACACGUGCUGAGUGCAGCGCAGGCCGAAAGGUUGGCCCGGACCGAGGAGGCUGCGCCCGUCGCCCCUCCAGGCCCCAAGCUCUGGUACCGGGACUUCCUGCAGCUGGUGGAGCCGGGCGGCGGUGGCGCUAGCUCCCUGCGAAUGUGUCGUCUGCAGCCCGAGUCGCGCCCACCGCCUCCCGAAUCGCGGAGGAAGGGCCGAAGCCGCCGAAGGCACGCCCCCGAGCCGCGCGCAGAGCGGGGGCCCCGCAGCGCCGCGCACUGGUGAUUCGGCCUCCGGGCUGGGUACAGGGAAGGCGACUCCAGGCAGGAGCGGGAGGACAGACCCUGGGGGACGCACGGCUACGGGGCCCGGCACACUGGUCCCUGGCCGAUGGAGACCGACCGACCGACAGGCCCUGGCCGAGGGGCUGCCUCGCCAGCUUAUUUAUUAACAGAGGAUAACCUUUGAAUGUAGCCGUGGGAGGGACGGCCCAGGCCGGGCACGGGGUCCUGCUGGUCGCGAGGAGGCAGAGAAGAGGGCUCCAAGGCAGCGACCUGGGCGGAGGAGGAGCCCGGAGUGCCCUCCCUCGGGGAAGGCCCUCCUCCCUGGGGGAUGAGCAGAAAGCUGUGAACAGGCUGAGCGGGUGGGGGUGGGGGUGGGGCAGGCCGACUGUACUAAUGCAAUAAACACGUUAUCAGCCGAAGCUGGAGCGGCCCCAGCACGCAACCGCUGGUGCUAGGUCUCGCUGUGUGGCCUUGGGCAACUUCUUCGUGGUCUCUAGACCUCAAUUUCUGCUAAGGAUGCUGUGGUGAGGAUUAAAGAUGGUUUCCAUGUGA
Mustela lutreola (European mink) is the source of this 3284-nucleotide messenger RNA. It is a transcript of the gene SEMA3B, whose product is annotated as semaphorin 3B. NCBI's taxonomy places the organism in Eukaryota, Metazoa, Chordata, Mammalia, Carnivora, Mustelidae. Bases 487 to 2733 code for a protein of 748 amino acids. Gene Ontology annotation, molecular function: chemorepellent activity; semaphorin receptor binding. Gene Ontology annotation, biological process: axon guidance; semaphorin-plexin signaling pathway; positive regulation of cell migration. The transcript is spliced from 18 exons. The record is from RefSeq and is a predicted model, not a curated record.